AAAGCAUUCCCAUGGUACCUGUUCCCUUCCCUUCUCCACCUCUCACCCUUUUCAGCUUAGCACCUCCCAACUUGUUGUGUAUGUAAAGAAUUAAAUAUCACUUUCGCACUGCUUAAAUUUGUUAUUGGCAGCCCAGAUUUCAGAAUCAGAUUCAAUCCAAAGACAGAUAGAUAAGAUGAUGCUUCCAUUUCUAAAGAUCAAGAUUGCCAUUUUACCACCACAACAAAUAAUAAGUUAUAAGUUGUGAGUUCUAAAUCAAGUUUCUCUGUAGUUAGCCCUAAUUAGUAAUUAGAGGAAGUUAGUUUUCUUGGUAAAAUGAAACAGUGUAAAUAAUAACAAUCACUUUCUGUGUUGCGCAAUAAUUCAUGAAAAAAAGAUUUGUUUUUUUAACCGUGAAAUCCAAAAUUUGAAGCUCUCAGACCAACAGAACUUUCAACCUUGUCAAAGAGAGAUGGUUAGGGAAGGCACUUAAGGGAUAGGUGGAAUUGUUUCUUUUUCUUCAUGGAUAUAUAUCUCUUUUAAAUAAAAUAUAUAGAAAAAAGUAAAAUAAAAAUGAAUUGUGGCUGCAACUUGCCCCAGCAUUUCUCUUCUUGGUAACCCCACUAUGUUAACCAACCACCCCAACUCUCUCCUCCAGGUUUGUGCUAGGAAUAAUUUUAAAUAAUCGAAAUUCACACAAUAAUUGGCAGAAUAAAAUUAAGCUUUUAUAUAUAUAAUUGAAAAAUAAAAAAAUUAUAAUAUUAUUUUAAUAUUCACAAAUAUCUGAGGGUUAUUCGUAUUUAAAGCAGCAAAUUCAUAUAUUAUUUUAAUAUUCACAAAUAUCUGAGGGUUAUUCGUAUUUAAAGCAGCAAAUUCAUAUAUUUUGAUUAUUAUUUUACAUAAACUACAACAGUAGUGUGAAUAAUAUUUGGGUUGUAAAAUUUUCCAAUGAUAUCUUUAUAGCUUAUUUAUUUAUGGCCUGUAGUUAUUGAAGUAAUGCUGAAAGCAACCAACACUCAGGGGUUUGGAGAGGAUAAGAUUCACUCAUUUCCUUCAUGAGAGAGAGUAUACAAUUUGUGGUCAAGAAAAGCACAAUACUGGGUAUGGUGGGUGCUCUGUAGGUGGUGGGAAGGAAGGAGUGUUUCUGGACACAGGGUUCCUAGAAUAUUGGAGAGAUGACAAGUGUAGUAUGGUUUAGGAGGGAUCUGAGAGUGGAAGACAACCCUGCUUUGGCUGCUGGGGUUAGGGCAGGGGCAGUUGUGGCAGUCUUCAUAUGGGCUCCUGAAGAAGAAGGGCACUAUUUUCCUGGAAGGGUAUCAAGAUGGUGGCUUAAGCAAAGCCUGGCUGAUCUUGACUAUUCUCUGAGGAGCCUUGGGACUACCCUUAUCACUAAGAGAUCCGCAGAUAGUGCUUCUUCUCUCCUUGAAGUUAUCAAAUCCACUGGUGCCACUCAACUAUUCUUCAACCACUUAUAUGAUCCUUUGUCACUUGUUAGGGAUCACCGCACGAAGGAAAUUUUAACUAGCCAAGGGAUAACCGUGCGCUCCUUCAACGCCGACUUGCUUUAUGAACCGUGGGAAGUUCUUGAUAGUGAAGGACAGCCUUUCACAACCUUCACAGGUUUUUGGGACAGAUGCCUGAGCAUGCCUUAUGAUCCAGAGGCUCCACUUCUUCCUCCUAAAAGGAUCAUUUCUGGUGAUAUCUCCAAAUGCCCUUCAGUAAACUUGGUGUUUGAAGAUGAAUCAGAGAGAGGAAGCAACGCUCUUCUAGCCCGAGGAUGGUCGCCUGGGUGGAGGAAUGCAGAUAAGGCAUUAACAACUUUCAUAAACGGGCCGCUGAUCGAGUACUCAAAGAACCGCUGGAAAGCUGACCGCGCAACAACCUCUUUGCUCUCCCCACACUUGCACUUUGGGGAAGUCAGUGUCCGAAAAGUAUUCCAUCUUGUUCGCAUGAAGCAAGUUCUUUGGGCCAAUGAAGGGAACAAAGCGGGUGAAGAGAGUGUUAAUCUAUUCCUUGAGUCUAUCGGGUUGAGGGAGUAUUCAAGAUAUAUAAGCUUUAACCAUCCAUACAGCCACGAAAGGCCGCUUCUCGGUCAUCUAAGGCACUUCCCUUGGGUAAUUAAUGAGGGACACUUUAAGGCGUGGAGGCAAGGGAGGACGGGUUACCCGUUGGUGGAUGCGGGUAUGAGGGAACUGUGGGCCACCGGAUGGUUACAUGAUCGGAUACGGGUUGUGGUUUCGAGUUUCUUUGUGAAGGUUUUGCAGCUUCCAUGGAGAUGGGGAAUGAAGUACUUUUGGGAUACUCUGUUAGAUGCAGACCUUGAGAGUGAUGCUCUUGGUUGGCAAUAUAUCUCUGGUACCCUUCCCGAUGGGCGCGAAUUGGAUCGCAUUGAUAAUCCACAGUUUGAAGGUUACAAGUUUGAUCCGAAUGGGGAGUAUGUACGCCGCUGGCUACCGGAACUUGCUCGGCUUCCCACCGAAUGGAUACACCACCCGUGGGACGCCCCGGAGUCCGUUCUCCAAGCGGCAGGGAUUGAACUCGGAUCAAACUACCCUCUCCCGCUCGUCUGGAUCGAUGCAGCCAAAGUCAGGCUACAAGAGGCCCUCGUCACGAUGUGGCAGCACGAAGCCGCCUCUAGGGCUGCUGUCGAGAACGGUGUCGAGGAAGGACACGGCGACUCCAGUGAAUAUAUCCCGGUUGCCUUCCCCGAGGACAUCAUGCAAACAACCGAUCCGAAUGUUGAGUCCCCGCUCAGAAACAACAACCAAACAGCGACUACUAUAACCCGCGGCGGCGGUUAUCAGGACCAGAUGGUUCCCAGCAUUACUUCUUCUCUUUCUCGGGGUAGUUCGAUGUAUCUCAGGAAUCCAAGCGAGGAUAACCGAGCGGAAGUUCCAAGAAAUGAUAAUCUGACUGAGGAAGAGCCAAGGAGGAGGAACGGGGCGGGCCAAACAGGUCCCCCUCAACCACCAAUUAAUGCCCGUCCUAGGAGGAAUUCUGAAGACUCCUCCACGGCUGAUUCUUCCAACAGCAGCCGUGGCGUGGUUCCUGUGUGGUCCCCGCCGAGUAGUAAUUACUCGGCAAGCGAUGAUAAUGUCACCACCAGUUCAUCUUAUUUGCAAAGGCCACACCGUCAGCUAAUGAACUGGAAUCGGCAACGGCUGUCUCAGACAGGUUUCCCCUGAAUGUUUGGUAAUCUCUAGUUUCUUCAACUUGAUGAUAGCAGGUGAUGGUUUACAAGAUAUGAUGAUCAAGAUUUGAGGUUAACAAGAUCUAGGUACUGUAAUUCUAAUUAAGCCGAUCAACGAUCAAUGCAUGUAUGUGUGUGUAUUAGCUGAUGAUUAGAAUGGACGAGGCGAUUCUUUUUCUUUUACUCGUUCCUUUUGUUGUAUCAUAUGGUAGAAAUGAUGUUCUACAACUGAACAGUAUACACAUUUUGUAAGGGCGAAUAAUCUUCACAUUGGCUGCAAGUUAUGUCAUAACCCUGCUUUGUGCCUCUCUUCAUUCUUGUCUUGAUUGCUGCAUAUGUUUUGUUUAACC
Messenger RNA from Cuscuta epithymum, 3519 nucleotides. The record is from the annotation of a GenBank genome assembly. NCBI's taxonomy places the organism in Eukaryota, Viridiplantae, Streptophyta, Magnoliopsida, Solanales, Convolvulaceae.